Molecule: messenger RNA, 4146 nt
Organism: Mobula hypostoma (lesser devil ray)
Lineage: Eukaryota; Metazoa; Chordata; Chondrichthyes; Myliobatiformes; Myliobatidae
Product: zinc finger protein 208-like
Exons: 3
Coding region: 384-3398 (1004 amino acids)
Source: RefSeq, a predicted model, not a curated record
UCCUAGGAUCUCAAACACGACACACCAGUUUUGCUGUCUCUGUCCAGAUGUUUGAGAAGUGGAGCAAGGGAUUCAAUCGACUAUCCUUCCUGCUCAGACUGUGGGGAGGGAUUCACUUGGUCAUCUGACCGACUGGCAUGCCCGUCAUUUUACACAGGGGAAAGGCCGUUCACCUGCUCAGACAGUGGGAGUGGAUUUACUCGGUCAUCACAACUGGAGGUACAUCAGCAAGUUCACACUGGACAAGGCCAUUCAUCUGAUCUGUGUGUGAGAAGGGAUUCAGUCAGUCUUCCCACCUGUGGACACACCAGGCAAUUCACACUGGACAGAGGCUGGUCAUCUGCUGAAUUUGUGGGGAAGGAUUCACUCGGUUAUCUGACCUAAUGGCUCACCAGCGAGUUCACACUGGGGAGAAACCAUUCACCUGCUCAGUCUGUGGGAAGAGAUUCACUCAGUCAUCCAACCUACAGAGUCAUCAGCGAGUUCACACUGGGGAGAAGCCAUUCACCUGCUCAGAAUGUGGGAAGGGAUUCACUCAGUUAUCCAGCCUACAGAGUCACCAGCGAGUUCACACUGGAGAGAAGCCAUUCACCUGCUCAGUCUGCGGGAAGAGAUUCACUCAGUCAUCUAUCCUAUACAAUCAUCAGCGAGUUCACACUGGGGAGAAGCCAUUCACCUGCUUAGAAUGUGGGAAAAGAUUCAGUCAGUCAUCCAAGCUGCUGGCACACCAGUCAGUUCACAGUGGGGAGUGGCCGUUCACCUGCUCAGACUGUGGGAAGAGAUUCACUCAGUCAUCUCACCUACAGAGUCAUCAGCGAGUUCACACUGGGGAGAAGCCAUUCACCUGCUCAGAAUGUGGGAAGGGAUUCACUCAGUUAUCCAGCCUACAGAGUCAUCAGCGAGUUCACACUGGGGAGAAGCCGUUCACCUGCUCAGUCUGUGGGAAGAGUUUCACUCAGUCAUCCACCCUACAGAAUCAUCAGCGAAUUCACAAUGGGGAGAAGCCGUUCACCUGCUCAGAAUGUGGGAAAGGAUUCAGUCAGUCAUCCAAACUGCUGGUACACCAGUCAGUUCACAGUGGGGAGUGGCCAUUCACAUGCUCAGAAUGUGGGAAGGGAUUCACUUGGUCAUCUAAACUAAUGGCUCACCAGCGAGUUCACACUGGAGAGAUGCUGUUCACCUGCUCAAUCUGUGGGAAGAGAUUCAUUCAUUCAUCCACCCUACAGAGUCAUCAGCGAGUUCACACUGGGGAGAAGCCGUUCACCUGCUCAGUCUGUGGGAAGAGAUUCACUCAGUCAUCCACCCUACAGAAUCAUCAGCGAGUUCACACUGGGGAGAAGCCAUUCACCUGCUCAGUCUGUGGGAUGAGAUUCACUCAGUCAUCCAACCUGCAGAGUCAUCAGCGAGUUCACACUGGGGAGAAGCCGUUCACCUGUUCAGUUUGUGGGAAGAGAUUCACUCAGUCAUCCAACCUACAGAGACACCAGCAAGUUCACACUGGGGAGAAGCUGUUCACCUGCUCAGAAUGUGGAAAAGGAUUCACUCAGUCAUCCCAACUACUGGCACACCAGUCAGUUCACAUUGGGGAGUGGCCGUUGUGGGAAAGGCCGUUCCCCUACUCAGACAAUGGGAAUGGAUUCACUCGGUUAUCUCAAUUGAAGGGAUUCACUGAGUCAUCUAACCUAAUGGCUCACCAGCGAGUUCACACUGGGGAGAAGCCGUUCAGCUGCUCAGACUGUGGGAAGAGAUUCACUCACUCUUCCGCCCUACUGGUACACCAGCGAGUUCACACUGGGGAGAAGCCGUUCAGCUGCUCAGAAUGUGGGAAGGGAUUCACUCAGUCGUCCCACCUACAGAAUCAUCAGCGACUUCACACUGGGGAGAAGCUGUUCACCUGCUCAGAAUGUGGGAAGAGAUUCACUCGGUUAUUCCACCUACAGAAUCAUCAGCGAGUUCACACUGGGGAGAAGCCGUUCACCUGCUCAGAAUGUGGGAAGGAAUUCACUCAGUCGUCCCACCUACAGAGUCAUCAGCGAGUUCACACUGGGGAGAAGCCGUUCACCUGCUCAGAAUGUGGGAAGACAUUCACUCAUUCAUCCAACCUACAGAGUCAUCAGCGAGUUCACACUGGGGAGAAGCCGUUCACCUGCUCAGAAUGUGGGAAGAGAUUCACUCGGUCAUCCCACUUGCAGAGUCAUCAGCGAGUUCACACUGGAGAGAAGCCGUUCAUCUGCUCAGAAUGUGGGAAGGGAUUCACUCAGUCAUCCCACCUACAGAAUCAUCAGCGACUUCACACCGGGGAGAAGAUGUUUACCUGCUCAGAAUGUGGGAAGGGAUUCGCUCAGUUAUCCAACCUACAGAGUCAUCAGCGAGUUCACACUGGGGAUAAGCCGUUCACCUGCUCAGUCUGUGGGAAGAGAUUCACUCACUCUUCCAGCCUACUGGUACAUCAGCGAGUUCACACUGGGGAGAAGCCGUUCACCUGCUCAGUUUGUCCGAAGAGAUUCAGUCGGUCAACCCACCUACAAAGUCAUCAGCGAGUUCACACUGGGGAGAAGCCGUUCACCUGCUCAGAAUGUGGGAAGAGAUUCUCUGAGUCAUCCCACCUAAAGAGUCAUCAGCGAGUUCACACUAGGGAGAAGCCAUUCACCUGCUCAGAAUGUGGGAAGAGAUUCACUCAGUUAUCCAACCUACAGAGUCAUCAGCGAGCUCACACUGGGGAGAAGCCGUUCACCUGCUCAGUCUGUGGGAAGGGAUUCACUCGGUUAUCCGACCUACAGAGUCAUCAACGAGAUCAGACUGGAGAGAAGCCGUUCAUCUGCUCAGUCUGUGGGAAGAGAUUCACUCGGUCAUCCGAUCUACAGAGUCAUCAGCGAGUUCACACUGGGGAGAAGCCAUUCACCUGUUCAGUCUGUGGGAAGGGAUUCACUCAGUCAUCCAACCUACAGAGUCAUCAGCGAGUUCACACUGGAGAGAAGCCAUUCACCUGCUCAGUCUGUGAGAAGAGAUUCACUCACUCUUCCGCCCUACUGGUUCAUCAGCGAGUUCACACCGGGGAGAAGCCGUUUACCUGCUCAGAAUGUGGGAAGAGAUUCACUCGAUCAUCAACCCUACAGAGUCAUCAGCGAGUUCACACCAGGGAGAAGCCGUUUACCUGCUCAGAAUGUGGGAGGAGAUUCACUCGAUCAUCCACCCUACAGAGUCAUCAGCGAGUUCACACUGGGGAGAAGCCAUUCAGCUGCUCAGAAUGUGGGAAGGGAUUCGCUCAGUUAUCCAACCUGCAGAGUCAUCAGCGAGUUCACACUGGGGAGAAGCCAUUCACCUGCAAAGAAUGUGGGAAGGAAUUCACUCAGUCAUCCCAACUAUUGGCACACCAGUCAGUUCACAAUGGGGAGUGACCGUUGUUAUGAAUCCCUAGGUAUCAUUUGCUGUGGGCUGUCAUUCUAAGAGAGGGAGAGAUUAAGGUGAAUCAGUCUGACUUGCAUCUCGUUUACAUCGCUCACAGCUUGUUUAGUUUUAACCGAGGACACAGACACUCAGUCAGGUGGAGAUGAAGGAGGAAACAUGCAAGGAUCGAAACAAGGGAACUAGUGGCCAUGGGUCACUGUUUAGAACUUUCCUCUGCCCACAAGGGUGGGUUAAUUAUUGAUUCAGCGAACAUCGAAUGUGUGGUUGUCAUCUCGUUUGAUCCAUAGGAGUGGAUCUGAUUUGGGGUAUCCUGUGAAGACCACUUAUGUGUUAACCCUUGCCUGGGUGUGGUGUGGUAAUUCACUUGAAGACGAUACCCCUUGUGACAAGUCACUUUCGGUGAUAAUUCCUAUGUGGAUUUGGAACGACGACAGAUAAAUUCUACAGUGACUGUUCUCUCGUUUUACCACCAUGGAUACUGUGGAAUUUGACAUAAUUGCCUUCUCUCAACAUUUACCCUGGAUUACAAAUAUCUCUCUCUCAUCACCUAUUCUGUGGAUGAACUGAACUUUCAUACUUUACCAUCUCAAGACUCCAAGCCUUGUUUCCCCCGAGCUCAGUAGGCUGGGAGUUAUAUUUACACACAUAUAUACACAUACCUCUGUUAACUAUUGUUUAUCUUGCUUAAGUUACUAUAUUAUAAGCAGAUACUAAUAAAGAUAGUGGUUUUAACAUCAA